Messenger RNA from Sphaeramia orbicularis (orbiculate cardinalfish), 981 nucleotides. It is a transcript of the gene ora2, whose product is annotated as olfactory receptor class A related 2. Gene Ontology annotation, molecular function: pheromone receptor activity. The record is from RefSeq and is a predicted model, not a curated record. Gene Ontology annotation, biological process: G protein-coupled receptor signaling pathway. Bases 1 to 981 code for a protein of 326 amino acids. Gene Ontology annotation, cellular component: membrane. The transcript has a single exon. Lineage: Eukaryota; Metazoa; Chordata; Actinopteri; Kurtiformes; Apogonidae.
AUGUCCACAGAGCUGUUUGUCCGUGGGAUGCUCUACUUGUCCCUCACUGUCGUAGGAGUCCCAGGGAACAUCGCUGUCAUCCUCGCAUUCCUGCUUUUGCUCUACCAAGAGAACCGGCUCCUCCCAGCUGAUGUCAUCGUCCUGCACCUGGCCUGCGUGAACCUGCUGGUGGUGGGCGUGCGCUGCUUGUUGGAGACCCUGGAGUCCUUUUACCUCACCAGAGUCUUUGGAGACAUUGGCUGUAAAGCUAUCAUAUUUGUCUACCGGACCUCCCGUUCCCUGUCCAUUUGGCUCACCUUCGUCCUGAGUGCCUACCAGUGCUUGAGCAUCGCCCCUCCUGGCUCACGCUGGGCCUCUGCCCGAGCCUUGGUGGCCCAAAAUCUGUGGGUCGUCUUCUUCUUCUUGUGGCUUGUUAACACCUGCAUGAGCUCUGCAGCCAUUCUCUUCUCUUUUGGUACAAAGAAUGACUCCAGUCUUGUAAACCACGGCAUUAAUGUUCAGUUCUGCUACGUUUUUUUUCCUUCGAAGCUGUCCAAACAGGCCAAUGGGGCAGGUCAGGUGGGCAGAGACGUAGUGCCUAUGACCCUCAUGACCCUGGCCAGUCUGAUCAUCCUAGUCUUCUUGUAUAAACAUAGCCGGCAGGUGAAGGGGCUUCGCAGCAGCAGCAGCAGUGGCGGUGGUGGGGGUGGCGGGGGCAGCAGUGGAGCUGAACAACGUGCCGCUAAAGCCGUUGUAGCACUUGUGACCUUGUAUGUGGUCAUGUAUGGGGUAGAUAAUGGGCUCUGGGUGUACACUCUCACUGUGAAGAAGACCCUGAAGUCCUCACUGAUGUCUGACCUGCGCAUAUUCUUCUCCUCGCUCUACGCAGCUCUGAGCCCCCUGGUCAUCAUUGCAUCCAACAGGAAGGUGAACGGUCGACUGAGGUGUGUGGCGCUGGAGAAGCCUGUUCAGGAGAAAGCAACAAGUCUUUCUACGAUGUGA